CUUCUUCUUCUUCUUCUUCUUCCACGGACCAGUGUCCAGUGUCCACAGCUCAUUGCCCGCCUGUCCGCCAAGCCUCGGCACGUAACCCAGAGAGCAAUUCACAGUUGUCAGUGUGUCACAGCACCAUACAUAGAGCACCAUAGUACCAUAGAGUACCGUACAACAGGUCCACAGGUCCACCGGUACUCCAGACUCCAGAACUCUAGAGUAGAGUAUUUUAACGACACGACACGACAGCUUGUAGAUUCCUUCCCUCCCCCCUCGCCCGUCCCUUUCCCCCCUUCCCUUCCCCCACUCCCCGCACUCACACCCACACACACCCACACACACCAACACACACCCAUCCAGCGAGCGCGGAGUUUCCUUCCUUCGGAGAAAAUAAUCCCACAAAGGCCACACAGCCAGCCAUGCACCAUGCUGCUGAGCAUCCUCACCCGCUCCAAGUCUGCGUCACGUAGUGGCGAUGCGGAACAGCAACAGCAACACGAUGAACACGACUUACAUGCGCACGAACACGCGCGCGACGAUGCAGCAGACGAAGAAGCAGAAGCAGGAGAAGCAGAAGCAGAAGCAGGAGAAGCAGAGCCCGAGCCCGAGCCGCAGACCACGCACCUGAACCGCUCCCUCGAGACUUUGUGCGAGGUGUUCCCGGGCGGCGACAUCGAGGACAUACGGCGGCUGCUGGCGACAACGGAGGAGGAGAGCCGGCUGUAUGUCGUCACGGAGAUGCUGCUGAAGAAGCGCACGGUCAGCUCGGCGGCGGAUACGGCGAGACGCGGGAAUGGGAAGACACGGUUGCAGCCGUGGGAGAAGUUUAGGACUGAGGCGUAUCGGGGCGCGGUUCAGAAAGCAUUGAGUAAGGAGUUUCGCGGCCUCUCGAAAUCUGCGAUCCAGGCGGUCCUGGCGGAACAUAACUUUCAGUAUGGCCGGUCCCGCGAGACGCUUGCUACGAUAGCAGCACGAUCAUGGCGCGUCUCGUUCUCGAACUUCUUCCGGCGGUCACCACGCAGCUCCGCGUCGCCGCUAGAUCCGCACAUCGCCUCGACGGGCAGCAAAGAGCUCGACGCCGAGAUCUUCGAGCUGGGGCGGCCGGCGCGCGAAGCGCAAGUGCUAUCGGACCGCAACGUCGCCGUCCGCAUCAACGAGGAAGAGCACGCUGCCGCGCAGGCGCUGCUCGAGUGCGAGUGCUGUUUCGGCGACUAUGCGUGGGAGGAAACCGUCGCGUGCAUGGCCGGCCACUUCUUCUGCCACACGUGUCUGCGCCGCUCCGUGCAGGAGAGCGUCUUCGGCCAGGGAAAGAGCCUGGUCCCGGAGAAGAACUCGGUCCGGUGUCUGUCGUCCACCGCGCUGCCGCCGUGCGACGAGUUCGUGCCCGCAGAUAUCCUCCGCGCCGUCCUGCCAGAGGAUGUCUACCACUCCCUCGAGGACCGCACCGCCUCCGCCUCCAUCGAGAAAUCCGGGCUGAAGCUCAUCCGGUGCCCGUUCUGCGGAUACGCAGAAGCCGACGAGCUGCCUCCGCACCGCGUCAAAGCCAGCGCGAUCCUCCUCCUCUUCCUCGUCGCCUCACUAGUACUCACUCUACUCUCACGCCUCCCCGCAAGCCUCUCACUGCUCCUGCUGAUCACGCUCACCUCGCCGCUGCACACCUUCCCCGCCGCAGUGCGCGCGCGCCUCGACGCGGCGCUGCGCGCGGUCGCCCUCCGCCGCCGCGGCACGCUGUUCAAAUGCGCUAACUCCGCGCGGUGCGCCCGCGAGAGCUGCAUCGUCUGCGCCAAGGAAUGGCAGCCGUUCCACAAAUGCUACGAGAAGGAGGAGGACGCCGCGCGCAUAUACGUCGAGCGCGCCAUGGCGGACGCCGUAAAGCGCACUUGCCCCCUCUGCAACGUCUCCUUUGUCAAGUCCGACGGCUGCAAUAAACUCGCCUGUCCCUGCGGAUACGUUAUGUGCUACAUCUGCCGCGCCGACAUCCGCACCGUCGGGUAUAAGCACUUCUGCCAGCACUUCCGACAAGUCCCGGGCACCGCCUGCGGCGACUGCAACGACUGCGACCUAUAUGCCAAUGAGGACGAGGCGCUCAUUAUUCAUCGCGCUGCCAAGACCGCCGAGCUGGAGUAUUUGGAGCUCACUGGGAGGAGCUGGAGUGGUACUGUCGCAGAGACGAGGGUGCUGGGCUGGGGUUAUGGCAGUUGUGCGCGCUGCGUGGAGUGGUGGGAGUGGGUCGUUGAGGGGGUCGUGGAGGGGGGGGUUGAGUGGGUUUAG
This is a messenger RNA of Tricharina praecox, 2259 nucleotides long. RefSeq lists its product as uncharacterized. The transcript has 3 exons. Lineage: Eukaryota; Fungi; Ascomycota; Pezizomycetes; Pezizales; Pyronemataceae. The record is from RefSeq and is a predicted model, not a curated record. The coding region runs from base 415 to 2259 and encodes 614 amino acids.